This is a messenger RNA of Soboliphyme baturini, 1044 nucleotides long. NCBI's taxonomy places the organism in Eukaryota, Metazoa, Nematoda, Enoplea, Dioctophymatida, Soboliphymatidae. The record is from the annotation of a GenBank genome assembly.
AUGGCAAAGUGGGGUGAGGGUGACCCGCGAUGGAUCGUCGAAGAACGUCCAGACGCCACUAACGUCAAUAAUUGGCACUGGACGGAAAAAAACGCCACGUCUUGGUCUCAGUCUAAACUGAAACAGUUGCUCGAGGAUCUUGAAGUUAAAGGCAGUGAAGGAACAUGCAAAAUCGUUCAGCUGACAAAAAUAGAAGGUGAAGCAUAUGCCAAUAAUCGUAAAGGGAAACUGAUAUUCUUUUACGAAUGGUGUAUUAAGUGCGAUUGGGAGGGCGUCGUGCCUGGAAACGGCAAGACUUAUAAGGGAGAAAUAGAAAUUCCAAAUCUGAGUGACGAAAAUGGCAUCAAUGACAUUGACAUUGAAGUGUCAUCUGAAAAUAACGAUGAAAACGUGGUACAACUCCUUGAUAUGAUGAGAAACCAAGGCAGCGAGUUGAUUCGAGCGAAAAUAAGCGAGUAUCUCACGCAGCUGACACAGGAGUAUGCGAAAGGAUUGAUUUUACCAACGAAGAAAAACGUCACUCCUAACCUUCGAUUGAAAGAGGUUAAAAAGGGUGAACCUGCUACUGGUACUUUUACGAAAGAGAUUAUUCUAAAUGAAGACCAGCAGAAAGUGGCAACUCCAAAGGAAACGCACAUCAGCACUCAAAGUCUUAAACUGAAAGAGGAGUUUAAGUGUUCAGCAGCAGACCUCUACACGGCUCUCACGGAUCCCAACAUGGUCUGUGCGUUCACACGUGGACCCGUCCAAAUGGAGCCCACAGUUGGUGGCAAGUUCGUUUUGUUUAACGGUAUUGUCGAAGGUCAGUUCUUGGAAAUGAUUCCUGGUUCGCGUCUUAAAAUGCUAUGGAGAAUGAACAGUUGGCCCAGUGACCACUUCUCAACUGUCGAAGUUGAGCUUAACCAAAAAACGGAUUGUACAGAGCUUGUUGUGGAUCAAGCUGGAAUUCCAGUAACGCAUAUUACAAACACCGAAGAUGGCUGGCGACAGCAUUACUUCGAGUCUAUGAAACAGACGUUCGGAUUCGGCGCCCAACUGUUGUGA